Molecule: messenger RNA, 331 nt
Organism: Leptosomus discolor (cuckoo roller)
Lineage: Eukaryota; Metazoa; Chordata; Aves; Leptosomiformes; Leptosomidae
Gene: SPCS1
Product: signal peptidase complex subunit 1
Biological process (GO): protein targeting to ER
Cellular component (GO): membrane; signal peptidase complex
Source: RefSeq, a predicted model, not a curated record
GUGUGAGGCGCCGCUCGCCGCCGCCAUGCUGAACAUCUUCCGCUCCAUCCCCACGCAGAUGGACUACAAGGGCCAAAAAUUAGCAGAACAGAUUUUUCAAGGAAUCAUUCUUGUCUCUGCAAUAAUUGGCUUCAUCUAUGGAUACAUCACUGAACAGUUUGGAUGGACUGUCUACAUAGUUAUGGCUGGAUUUGCUUUAUCAUGUUUGCUAACGCUCCCACCGUGGCCCAUGUACCGCCGCAAUCCUCUGAAGUGGCUACCUGUCCAAGAGUCGGGAACAGAAGAAAAGAAGCCAGCAGACAGAAAGCCAAAGAGACAUGCUAAAAGCUGA